UCCCGCACCUCUGCCUGGAGAAGCAGGCUCCGUAGGGAUGUGGCUGCUUUGAAGUAUCGAGCCCCACGCCUUGCUGUGGAUUGUCUCAGUCAAGCCCUUCAGGGCCCACCCCAUGAUGCCCUGAUCCUGGAUGUGGCCUGUGGCACUGGCCUGGUAGCUGUGGAGCUACAGGCUCGGGGCUUCCUUCAGGUGCAGGGGGUGGACGGAAGCCCAGAAAUGCUGAAGCAGGCCCGAGCCCGUGGCCUGUACAACCACCUUAGCCUCUGUACCCUGGGCCAGGAGCCGCUGCCCUACCCUAAAGGGACCUUUGACGCCGUGAUCAUUGUGGGCGCUCUCAGUGAGGGACAGGUGCCCUGCAGUGCCAUACCUGAGCUCCUAAGAGUCACCAAGCCGGGUGGACUUGUUUGUCUGACUACCAGGACCAACCCUUCCAGCCUUCCAUACAAGGAGGCGCUGGAAGCCGCCUUAGACUCCCUGGAGCAGGCUGGAGCGUGGGAACGCCUGGUGACCCAGCCUGUGGACCACUGGGAGCUAGCAACUUCAGAACAAGAGUCAGGGCUGGCCACCUGUGCCAACGAUGGCUUCAUCUCUGGCGUCAUCUACCUUUACCGAAAGCAGGAGACAGCCCAGGGUGAGAGAGGGAGGCUCAGUAUCCAGCCCCUAAUUGACCACUGAUCCUCUAUGUAUGGUCUUAGCCCAGUGUGUUUUCUUGGCCUUCCUUGCUCUGUCUGUAAAAUGGGUCCAUCUUCCCAACCAUGUUAGGUAUACCCCAAAGGGACUGAAAGGACUCCUCUAGUUUCAAGACCACAAGACUGGAGCGGUCAUUAACAGUGUUUGCUCCUCAAAGCAUGAGAAACUGAGAUACCUGGCAUCUUCAGCAUCCAAAAUCAACUUCACAUGUUACAAGCAUGCCUGUGUGUGAUGCCACUAUUGGGGUAGCGAGAUGGGCGGGUCCCUCAGGAGGUAACUGAACCAAAACUCUCCACUCAGUGAGGCAUCCUGUCAAGUAAUAAGGCCGAGAAGUGAGAGUGACCGGGGGUGGGGAGGUGGGGGGGUGGGAG
Rattus norvegicus (Norway rat) is the source of this 1061-nucleotide messenger RNA. The record is from RefSeq and is a predicted model, not a curated record. Lineage: Eukaryota; Metazoa; Chordata; Mammalia; Rodentia; Muridae.